AAGACUCUUUCUCCUGAGGUGAUCUAUCACUUGUGAGAUGCUCCAUCGUUUACAGGAGACCCUGCUGCUUGUGGGAUGCUCCACUGCUUACAGGAGACUCCAUCGCUCAUGGGAUGCUCCAUCGUUUGAGAGGCACAGAAGACUGUAUCUCGUGAGAUGCUUCAUUGCUUGUGAGAUGCUUCAUUGCUCAUGAGAUGCUCCAUCGUUUACAGGAGACCCCAUCGCUCGUGGGAUGCUUCACAACUUGUGAGACUCUCCACCAUCUGAGAGACAAUGCUCUGCAACUCGUGAGAUGCUCCAUCACUUGUGAAAUGCUCCAUUGUUUACAGGAGACUGCAUCGGUCAUGGGAUGCUGCAGCAGUUGUGAGACACUCACUCGCUCACUCACUCACUUACUCACGAGACUCAAUCUCUUGUGAGAUGCUCCAUCACUUGUCGACAGUACUCCGUCACUCACAAUACUCCCUAUCUAGUGACAUCCUUCGUCACUUGUGAGAUGCUUCAUUAUUUGUAAAUAAUGCUCCAUCACUCGUGAGAUGCUCUAUCAGUUACAAGAGACUCUAUCACUUGUGAGACACUCCACCACUCCUCACAGACAUUCCCACAAUCACUGUUGGGGAGGGACAAGGGGCUUCUGGUACUGGUGCUUGAGGUAGUGGUGUGGGCAGCCUCUUGGGAUGCAGCUUGCAGAGCAGCCAGUAUAGACAGCUGGUCCUUCCUGGCCGCCUGCCACGCUGGGAGAUGGAAGGGCUGGCUCUGGGCACUGAUGUAUGUUUGGGACAAUCUGACCGAUAACCAAGUUUUUCAUCUGUUGCUUGCAGCUGUGGCUGCACCGCCCCUGCAGCUGCAGGGAGGGCCGUGGCCCUUGCGGGUCCCCUGGGUGUCGUGGGAAGCGCUGGCUCCUCGGCUCUGCACAGACGAGUCACAGACGCUGCUGGGACCGCCGAUGAGGCAUGGCCACGCUUGGCAUGGGGCUUCGGCUCCCACUGCGCCGGAGCGCCAGCUUCACCCCUGACCACCCUGCCCUCAUGGAGGUGCCCAGCCCCACCACCCUGAAGAUGGAAGCAAACGUCCUCGUUAUGGGAGCAGACAACGUGGGGAAAUCAGCUCUGACUGUGCGUUUCCUCACCCGACGCUUUAUCGGGGAGUACGGAGAUAUGGAAUUCAUCUACAGCCACAACUUGACCGUGGACGGCCGAGAGAUUCUUUUCCACAUUUGGGAUGUCCCUAAUUCACAGGAACAGGCGGAGGAGGGAUCCUCAGAGGAGAAGCGAAUCCAGUGGGCAGACAGCUUUGUCCUGGUCUACAGUAUCUGUGACCGUGCCAGUUUCAACAUCCUACCCCUCAAAAUCCAGUUCAUCAAAGCGACCAAGGAGGGGCAGAGCCAGGAGAAGGUGCCCAUUGUCAUUGUGGGCAACAAACGUGACCUACACCACCAAAGGGUAGUGUCCAGUGAGGAGGGUCGGCUCUUGGCCCUCUCUUUAGACUGUGGUUUCUAUGAGGUCUCUGCAGCCGAGGCUUAUCAUGGGGCCCUCAUGGUUUUCCAUGGACUGGCUGAGCGCAUCCCUGACACCAAACUGGCACUGAAAAAGGGUACAGGGAUCCGUGGCAUCGUCAAGACCAUGUCGGCUGUGUUUGCCCGUAAGCGAACAGACUCCCUCUGAGAUACAGCCUAGGUGUUGCUUUUCUCGGUGCUGCCCAGCUGGACUGAGCCUCCACUCUGGGUGCCCAUGGAGAUGGUGUGUGCUUCCAUAAGUACGGUAGGUUCCUUGCUGCCCUCCUAACCUCAGAGAUUGGAUCUCCUGCCAUACAUUGCCAGUGCAGCUGAGGAAUAUAGUGCCUUCCUCUGCUCCCACCUGUAGAGCUGUUGUCUCUAUGGUGGGACAGGUUGUGGGGCAAAAUCUCUAUUAUUUGCUGUACCAGAUUUUCAGGUGCCUCCUCCUUUCUCCUUCCAGCCUCUAGUGCUGGAAAACACCAGAUGAUCUUGCUGCACCUCCAGGCAGCAUCAUCCUCAGCUCUUUCAGCAGGAGCUACCUGGGCUGUCAGUGAGCAGAGAGGACACGCUGCUUCUGCAUGGCCACCCAGCUCAAUGUCACGUCUUCCCACCCUGGGAUUUUUAUUCCUAUUUAAUACUCGUCAGAGUCCUCUCUGGUAAUCUUGGAGAACCUACGAGCUGGCAAUGUGGACGUUUCUCCAGCAGGGAGCCCAUGUGCACAUCACCGUGUCUGAGUGUCCCAGAGCCUGUGGCACCAGCUGACCCCUGAGGACCUUAGUGAGGUCCCCAUCCCACCCACCUUGCUUUUGAACCAUUCUGCUCGUGGUCCUCUCUCCCACAGCCUUUCAGUGACCAUAGCAGUUUCCUUUGUGCAAGAAGCACUGUACGGGCUGUGCUUGGGAAAACACAGGCCUGUGGCUUCUUCCCAGGGUGUGGAACCGUACUGUGUGGCUUCCCAAGCUGCUGCUUCUGUAGGGCUGCCUGUCCCUGGGAGGAAAGGGAGAUGGGGAAAGGGGUCGCCAAGCUCAUCGCUGAACUGUUCUGCUGCUGGGAGGUUUUCCCUGCCUCUCCCCAAACCCUUCCUGGUGCGCCUGGGAAAGCACUGUGUUGGAAGAGGGCUUGUGCAUGCGGUAUGGACACUGAUUCCUUUGCUGUGUUCUGGAAACGCAAUAAAUUGUCUUUGGCAGGAAGCCUCUGGCUCCUUGGGGCUGUGAAUUCGUACUGGAGGCAUGGGAAGAGACACGUACUGCAUGUACUGUGCUGGGCAUGAGCACCCCCGGACUCUGUGGUAGCGACUC
Messenger RNA from Cuculus canorus (common cuckoo), 2793 nucleotides. RefSeq names its product ras-related and estrogen-regulated growth inhibitor-like protein. The transcript has 4 exons. NCBI's taxonomy places the organism in Eukaryota, Metazoa, Chordata, Aves, Cuculiformes, Cuculidae. Gene Ontology annotation, molecular function: GTPase activity; GTP binding. The record is from RefSeq and is a predicted model, not a curated record. Bases 954 to 1664 code for a protein of 236 amino acids.